UAUCAAUCUCCACGAUACAUCCUCGCUGGUUGCUGCAGAUCUACAGCCAGGCACUUCAAUUUUUAUUAUUUUCCUCAAAUUCGAUCUCUCUUUCGGCAAUCAAAUCCAACCCUAGUUCGUUUUUGACUCGGCCGCCAUUGACAAUCCUUCCAACCUACAAUCCCUACGAACUGAAAAUUAAGCUAUUGAAGGACUUCUUUGGUUGCUGACUUGCUGUAGAUUCGAUUUUCUUUUUCCCUUUUUGCAGAACUUAUACUAUUUGGUAGUUUGACCAACAAUGAAAGAAGGGAAAUCGACUAAAUUGAAUAAUCAGCAGUUACAGCAACAUCAAAACGGUCAUUUGUCUCCUUUCAAAUUUGCUAAAUUGUUGGAUCCAGAGGCUUCAUGGGAUAAGGAUCAAUUGGGUGAUGUCUUGCAUUGGAUUAGGCAAGUAGUGGCAAUUCUGUGUGGGUUGCUUUGGGGCGCUAUACCUGUGGUUGGGGGCAUAUGGAUCGCCGUUUUUCUCAUGAUAUCCUCUGGGAUUGUAUAUGGUUAUUAUUCAAUGAUAUUAAAGGUUGAUGAGGAAGAAUUUGGUGGUCAUGGUGCUCUCCUUCAAGAGGGGCUUUUUGCUUCUAUUACUCUCUUUCUGCUUUCAUGGACUCUAGUAUAUAGCUUGGCGCAUUUCUGAUUAGCUUGGUACACCAAUUUGGCUGCCUUGUGCCUCCACUAUUAAAUUGUCAUUUGAUCUUACUAAGUUGUAUGCGGCACCAUUACAUAUGCCCUGAAAACAAUGAGAAAGUUCUUGCUAUUAUUAUCACUUAGAUACACCAUGAUUGUGCAACACCUUUGAUUUCAGGAUGCAUUUAGAAUGCAAAGUUCUCAUUGAUGAUAAAUCAAUGUUAUCAUAAAUGUCAGAAAUUGCAACAUCUGGGAAUCAAAAUUCUGAAUUGGCUCAUUUUGAAUGCUCAAUGCAGUUUGUAUAGAUAGGAAGUCUUUUUUUUUUUUCUUCCAGAUGAGGAACCUGUGGAAACAGCAACUGGUUUCCUAUUCCUAAUUGUACUUCCCUGCUGGGAGAGAUUGAAAGCAAUGUGCUGCAAAGCCAAAUGCGUGAAGAUUUUGUAUGCUGAUAAUUAUAAUUGCGUGAGCAAGGGUUUAAUUUUACCUA
Molecule: messenger RNA, 1144 nt
Organism: Manihot esculenta (cassava)
Lineage: Eukaryota; Viridiplantae; Streptophyta; Magnoliopsida; Malpighiales; Euphorbiaceae
Product: respirasome Complex Assembly Factor 1
Exons: 4
Coding region: 278-667 (129 amino acids)
Biological process (GO): mitochondrial respirasome assembly
Source: RefSeq, a predicted model, not a curated record